AUGCCGCCGCCACCUCCGGUGUCGACGCUGCCGCCGCCAACACUACCUACGACGCAGCAUCCCAAAUCAUCGGAAACAUAUGUCAUCCCUCCAACUUAUACUGUAUCUCCAUUGCCACUGUUGUUGCCACCACCACUGCCACUCUCGUCAGAUAUGUUAGACCUGCACCAGCCAGCAGUGCCAGGAGCUCCUGCUGUUGCUGCUCCAUUGCUGCCACUGUCGUCAUUUCAUCUAGAAGCAACGGCCACAGCUACUCCAACCACAAACGGACCAGCACCAAUAACACAUGCAACAGCUGUGGUCACACCAACCACAUCUGUAUGA
Schistocerca americana (American grasshopper) is the source of this 324-nucleotide messenger RNA. Its product is annotated as ABI gene family member 3-like. The transcript has 2 exons. Lineage: Eukaryota; Metazoa; Arthropoda; Insecta; Orthoptera; Acrididae. The record is from RefSeq and is a predicted model, not a curated record. The coding region runs from base 1 to 324 and encodes 107 amino acids.